AUGAGGAAAACGAAAGUUUCUAGUUCAACCAUCCGUAAGAUAAUACCAAGAGUUUGCAACGUUUUAAUCGAGGAGUUAGCCGACUACGUCAAGCUGCCCGAAACAGAACAACAAUGGUUGGAAGUGUCUCACAGGUUUGAGGAAAGAUGGCAGUUUCCUCAUGCUAUUGGAGCCAUAGACGGAAAACACGUACGAAUUCGAAAACCCACAUUUUCCGGAAGUUUGUACUACAAUUAUAAAAACUAUUUCAGUAUAGUGCUGUUAGCUAUUGUUGAUGCUGACUACAACUUUAUGUAUGUAGAUAUUGGCGGAAAGGGCGGAGUUUCAGAUGGUGGUGUCUUUAGAAACGCUUAAAUUUAUGCUAAAUUCGAAAAAAAAGAAUUGAACAUUCCGAAACCUACAAUUUUAAAACUCCCAUAUAAUGUUGCAGUACCAUAUAUGCUUCUGGGAGACAAA
Messenger RNA from Anopheles stephensi (Asian malaria mosquito), 456 nucleotides. RefSeq lists its product as uncharacterized. Lineage: Eukaryota; Metazoa; Arthropoda; Insecta; Diptera; Culicidae. The record is from RefSeq and is a predicted model, not a curated record. The transcript has 3 exons. The coding region runs from base 1 to 354 and encodes 117 amino acids.